CCCUAGUGCCGGAGAACACAAGAUCUACUGACUCACACAGGAAAAUCCAGAGCCGGCAAAAUGGUUGAAUGGACAGACUUCGAGCGCGCCACCAUCGCGGACAUCUUCUCCAAGAUGGAGUAUGAGGUCGUGGGCCCUGCAGCUCUUUCCAGGUGUCUGGUCGUCUACCCCUGGACUCAGAGGUAUUUCGGAAACUUUGGAAACCUCUACAACGCCGCUGCAAUCCAGGCAAACCCUUUGGUUGCAAAACACGGAACCACUAUCCUCCACGGUCUGGACCGGGCUUUGAAGAACAUGGACAACAUCAAGGAAACCUACGCUGAGCUGAGCGUGCUGCACUCUGAGAAACUGCACGUGGACCCUGACAAUUUCAAGCUGUUGUCUGACUGUCUCACAGUCGUGGUCGCUUCUCGGAUGCGUAAAGAGUUCACUGCUGAAGUGCAGGCAGCUUUCCAGAAGUUCCUGGCUGUGGUGGUGACCUCCCUGGGAAGACAGUACCAUUAGAGAGCUGCAACAGAAGACACAGACAUGCAAAUGAAUUGCUCUUUGUUUUUGUCUCAAAAGCAAAUAAAA
Messenger RNA from Centropristis striata (black sea bass), 573 nucleotides. RefSeq names its product hemoglobin subunit beta-like. Lineage: Eukaryota; Metazoa; Chordata; Actinopteri; Perciformes; Serranidae. Gene Ontology annotation, biological process: hydrogen peroxide catabolic process; oxygen transport. Gene Ontology annotation, cellular component: hemoglobin complex; haptoglobin-hemoglobin complex; blood microparticle. The transcript has 3 exons. Bases 61 to 504 code for a protein of 147 amino acids. The record is from RefSeq and is a predicted model, not a curated record. Gene Ontology annotation, molecular function: heme binding; oxygen carrier activity; peroxidase activity.